Monosiga brevicollis MX1 is the source of this 2371-nucleotide messenger RNA. RefSeq lists its product as uncharacterized. Gene Ontology annotation, molecular function: non-membrane spanning protein tyrosine kinase activity; protein binding; ATP binding. Bases 1 to 1965 code for a protein of 654 amino acids. Gene Ontology annotation, biological process: intracellular signal transduction; peptidyl-tyrosine autophosphorylation. Lineage: Eukaryota; Choanoflagellata; Craspedida; Salpingoecidae. The transcript has 11 exons. The record is from RefSeq and is a predicted model, not a curated record.
AUGCUCACCAAGCGUGCCCGUGGUCUACGUGCCAUGGGCCGACGCAACUGGAAAGACCGCCUCUUUAUCCUUUCCACGGAAAAGCUUUGCUACUACGAAUCGUGCGUUGAUGAGAGCCGUCUCAAGGGGUCGCUCAAGGUCUCGGAUAUUGUUGCCGUGGAGGAUCUGGGCAACGACGUCUUUGGCCGUCCCUACAUGAUGGUCGUUCAGUCGCAAGACAACAACUUUCUUUAUUGUCAGGCCCACGGCCUCAAUGAGCGCAAUCUCUGGUUGGAAAAGCUGCGCCACACGGUCAAAAACAACAGCAACCUCCUUGGUGCCGUGCACAAGGGGCGUUAUGAUGGUCGUUGGCUCUGCUGCGGUAACGCCAGCGUCACUUGCAAGGGCUGCCAACCCGCUUUCGAUUACAGGUCAGCCGCCGCUCCACUCUCAACGCUUAAUCUGCCCGAUAUUGCCAAGAGUCCACUGCCCCCCGUCCCUGGCCAAGCUGGGGGCAGCACCAGCGCUCCCGCGGUCGCAGCAACGACCCCAGCACCAGCUUCCGUGACAUCCCCGUCACCUGUAGCUGCUCCUGCAGCCACGCCCACACCAGCCGCCGCAACAACUCCGGACGCCCCUUCCCCUGCUUCUCUACCACCCGGGGCCGCGCCUGCGUUGUUCGAAGUCCAGUCGUUGUACGACUACGAUGCUCUCGAACCCACGGAUCUCUCGCUCAGCAAGGGCGAACGUCUUGUCAUUGUGGAUCAGAUGGAGGAACAUUGGUGGAAAGCGAGAAAUAAUGCCGGCCAGGAAGGCUACAUCCCAGCCAACUAUGUUCGCAAGCUGGGUUUGGAAUCUGAGCCAUGGUUCAUGGCCGACACAAGCAAAGCCAUGGCCUCGGCCCUUCUCAAUAUGUGUGGCCAAGACGGUGCCUUUCUUGUGCGCGAAAGCGAGAGCACACCAGGCUCUUACUCCCUCUCCGUAUUCUAUCAAGGCAAGCUGAAACACUACAAGAUCAAGCACGAUCAGGACAUGUACCGUGUGUCGGAGCGCCACACAUUUGCCUCAAUCAGCGAGCUGAUUGAGUACCACAAACACAACGGCGGUGGCUUGGUAACUCGCCUCCGCAAGCCCGUGCAGGAUGCCAACACGCCAAUUACGGCUGGGUUGGGCCACGAUCGUUGGGAGCUGGAUGCUCGCGAAAUCGAGCUCGGACGUGAACUUGGCUCGGGCAACUUUGGUGUCGUCCGCGCUGGCGUCUACAAGUCCAACCGGCCCGUCGCCAUUAAAAUGAUGAAGGAAGGCUCCAUGUCUGAGGAUGACUUUAUUGCCGAAGCUCAAGUCAUGAUGAAAUUCCGGCACAAAAACCUGGUCGAGCUUUUGGGUGUUGUCACAUCAGUCAAGCCCAUUUACAUUGUCACUGAGCUGAUGUCCAACGGCAAUUUGCUUGAUUACCUCAAGAAGAACCAAUCCAUGCUGCAAGGCAAACCACAGAUUUUGCAUUACAUGAGCGUGCAGGUCGCCUCCGGCAUGGCGUUUCUCGAGGAUCAUGGAUUCAUCCACCGUGACCUUGCCGCUCGCAACUGCCUCGUCGGCGAUAACAACGUUGUCAAAGUGGCUGAUUUUGGUCUUGCACGUUUUGUCAUUGAUGAUGAAUACACGGCUUCGGAGGGAACCAAGUUUCCCAUCAAGUGGGCCAGUCCCGAGGUCUACCUGUACGCACGCUUUAGCACCAAAUCGGAUGUUUGGUCAUAUGGUGUCUUGUUGUGGGAGAUCUGGUCCCUCGGCACAACGCCCUACCCGCAAUGGACCAACGCAGAAACCGUGGACCGAGUUGGGCGCGGCGAACGCAUGGGCAGGCCCUCUCUUGCCUCCGAGCUGAUCUACGAUAUCAUGUCCAUGUGCUGGCAUCAGGAUCCCGAGUCGCGCAUCUCCUUUAUCGAGAUUGUGGAAAAGCUAGAGGAAAAUGCAGACGGAUAUGAGUGACAGCCCUUGUAGUAUCCUAUUCGGCUUGAUACCCUGUAUGAGCUUGAUGUUGUCAGACAUUGCCCAUGCCGGGCUGCUCUGGCCCUGUGCCCUCGCAAUUUGUUAUAUUCGCGAAUGCUGACCCUCGAUCUUCCCGUAUACUCUGCCAUCCGCGCUGCCGAUCAUCGGCAGCGCGGAUGGCAGAGCGUGAUGCAACUGUGGAUGUUGUGCUGUCGUUUCUAAUGUCACCUUUCCUUGUCUCUUGCUACGCCCUUUUCCUCUUGACCACCUCGUGCGACUCGGGUGUUUGCUUCCGAGUCUGCUGUUCUUUGUUUGUUUGCAUGUGCGGGUUCGCCAACUCUUGUGCUGUCCUUCUUCAUUUGAAUUAUCGAUGGCUGAUGUGAUUGUGCACUGUUUUGUUUUUGAG